AUGGAAACAGAACUAAAAGUCAAGGAAGAGAUAAAAAGAUUGCUCAAGGCAGGAUUCAUCAAACUAGCCAUUUUUGCUGAUUGGCUAGCCAAUAUUGUGCUGGUUCUGAAAAGGAAAACUUGGGCAGUUAGGAUCUGUGUGGAUUACAGGAAUCUGAAUGAAGCAUCUCCCAAGGAUGAAUAUCCUAAGUCAAUGGCAGAUAUGUUAGUAGAUAGAGUUGCUCAUAACCAAAUGUUAUCUUUUAUGGAUGACAAUGCAAGAUAUAAUCAGAUUAUGGUGGCAGAAGAAGACAUCCAUAAGACAGCCUUCAUGUGCCCAGGACAUAUAGGUGUUUUUGAAUACACUGUAAUGCCUUUUGGUUUAAGAAAUGCAGGAGCCACUUAUCAGAUAGCUAUGAAUUUUGUUUUCCAUGAUAUGAUAGGGCAUUCUCUAGAAGUGUAUAUAGAUGAUGUGGUGAUUAAAUUCCCAGAAGAAGGAGAUCAUGUGUCAAAUCUAAAGAGGGCAUUCCUAAGAAUGAGACAACGUAGGUUAAAAAUGAACCCCAAGAAAUGUGUUUUUGGAGUUCAAGCAGGAAAUUUCUUAGGUUUUUUGGUCCACCAAAGGGGCAUAAAGAUUGACAAAAAUAAAGCAAAAUCCAUCAUAGAAGCUUUACGACCCCGGAACCAAAAAGAACUGCAGAGUCUCCUAGGAAAAAUUAAUUUUCUUAGAAGAUUCAUAUCCAAUUAUGCAGGAAAAAUCCAGCCCUUCUCCUCCCUAUUAAGAUUAAAACAGGAACAUACGUUUAAGUGGGAGGAACAGCAUCAACAAGCUUUUGAGGAAAUCAAACAUUACCUAUCAAAUCCGCCAGUUAUGUCCCCACCGAAGAGAGGCAGACCACUCAAACUCUAUGUUUCUGCAUCAGAAGUGUCCAUUGGGAGUCUGUUAGUUCAAGAUAACAAGAAAGGGAAGGAAUAG
This is a messenger RNA of Prunus armeniaca (apricot), 954 nucleotides long. The record is from the annotation of a GenBank genome assembly. Lineage: Eukaryota; Viridiplantae; Streptophyta; Magnoliopsida; Rosales; Rosaceae.